Scomber scombrus (Atlantic mackerel) is the source of this 5584-nucleotide messenger RNA. RefSeq names its product cingulin-like 1 (gene cgnl1). NCBI's taxonomy places the organism in Eukaryota, Metazoa, Chordata, Actinopteri, Scombriformes, Scombridae. Bases 200 to 4162 code for a protein of 1320 amino acids. The record is from RefSeq and is a predicted model, not a curated record. The transcript has 19 exons. Gene Ontology annotation, cellular component: myosin complex.
CUGAUACUGUCUCUCUCUUAGAAAACAGCACAGGACUAAAUAAGUUAGAAAAGUGACGCUUGGGCGAUUUGCUCAACUGCAUAUCUUUUUAAAAAACUGCGUAAAUAACCUGCGAUAAGUGACCGAGAGACAGAGAAACGACGCACGAGGCGGGCCACCUGAUCCAGGGUGAGGGAGUUAUUUUCCUUCUGCAUUCCUGAUGGAGUCGUACAGAGUGACCGGCAUUCCGAACAGCGGACCACAGCGGGGCUUUACUCAACCAUCCCACUCCUCCAGGCCCCACAGUAAUGGAGCUGGUACAUAUGGUCUCAGCAUCCGAGUCCAGGGUAUAGAUGGACACCCCUAUGUAGUUCUGAACAACCAGGACAGGGGUCCUCAACCCUAUAUCCACCCCAACAGUAAUGGGUACAUUGAAACAGAAGGGUCUUUUAUUGAGAACUACCAGGAGUAUGAUUUCGGAGGGCGCAAGGAGUCUGGAUCCAACAGUCCCUUCAUGGAGUACAGGUCACAGAAGAUGAUGCAUCCUACUGACCCUCAAAAUGGCGUUGCAGAUUCACAAGGAAAGAACCCAUCUACGCUUCUGAACUUUCAGAAGCAUCCUGAGAUACUGCAACCGUAUGAUCCAGAGACCAACUCCCUGAACAUUGAAGGGGUCCACAGUCUGCCUUCAAGGCCUGUGUCCCUGGCUGAGACUGGAAACAAACCCCAGAGAUCCUCUUCCACACCAACAGUUUCUCCUGUGCCCCAUGUCAGGUCAUCAAGCCUGAACAAGGAUAAAGCUCCUUCACAGCCAGACAAAAGGCAAUCUCCCUUCCAGAUCCAGGCCAACACAGCCCAUCCUAAGCCCAAGACACAGCCUGAGUCUUUGCCACCAGUCCAGGUCGCUGAGUCUCAAACCAAGUCUCAACCACAAGUGGCCCAGCCGCAGUCCAAACCUCGCUUCACAAACCUGAAUCCACCUCAGUCCAAGACGACCUCUAAAACUCAGCCUCCCCACCAACCAGUGCCUUCAGCCCAGCCUCAGCCCUCCAACGUGUCAAGUCCCUCAAGUGAGCAAAACAAGACCCCGUGCAGAUCCCCCAGUUCUAUGAGCAGUGCCAACUCCAGCCUCGAGCGCCCCCGCCGUGAGCCCGAUGUCCUUCCUCUACGGAGGACCGACUCCAGUGGACCUGUUCUUCAGUCCUCUUCUCGCUCCCGCCACUCUUCUACAUCUUCCACCUCGAAGGUCCUUCUGGAUGAACAGAUGGAGGCCCUGUAUGCAGACACCAUCAACCGCCACGAGAACCGGCGCUACAUCCCUUUCCUCCCUGGUUCGGGCAGGGACAUCGACACAGGCUCUAUACCUGGUGUUGAUGAGCUAAUUGAGAAGUUUGAUGGCAAAGAUGGCAGCCAACAGCGGAGGGGCAGAGCUGGACGCAGAAACAGAAUCAAUCCAGAGGACAGGAAGCGCUCACGCAGUGCAGACAGUGCCUUCGGCCUGCGAGAAGGCUCUAGCUUUUUAGAUGAGCCAAGCCGGCACCGGGGCACAUCAAUGGAGCAUGUCCUUCGUCCUUCACAACUACGACUGCAGAAGACAGCCGGCGGUCAAGACUCCUUGCUCAUGGCUGUCGAUAACAGGGCCGAGUCCAGGGCUCCAUCUCGUGUCACCAGCGCGCCCGGCUCCCCACAAAGCACCAUCUCUAAAGGUGUUGGUUACAUCCAGGGAUACAAAAAGCCGCAGACACGCUCCUCUUCUCUGCCAUUCAAGAGUAAAGAGGGCGAAGACAGCACCUCUUUAGCUGGAAAGGUUUCUACAACAUCACUGUCAACGUCGCUAUCAAAGUCGUCUUCCAGUGCAGACAAAAAGGCCAGCACAGAGGCAGAUGUACAGGCAACACCUGAUCUUCUGAAAGGCCAGCAGGAGCUUUCACAACAAACACAUGAAGAGACUGCAAAACAAAUUUUGUUUAAUUACCUUAAGGACGGAAGCAACGAUAAUGAUGAAACAACUAAGAGAAAGGUCAACCUUGUCUUUGAGAAGAUUCAGACCUUGAAGUCUCGGGCCACAGCGAGUGCACAAGGCGACAACAAAUCCUUGAACCUCACUGCACAGACCAAAGCCCUCCAGGACCAAUAUGCUGAGCUGGAGAAAGAAAAGGCUCAACUGAAAAGACAACUUGAGGAACAAAGCAUGAAGACUCAGGCUGACAAGAAGGCAGCUGCCGGUUUGAAGGAGCUGCAGGAGGAGUGCAAACGUCUGAAGGAAAAACUGGACAAAACAGAAGCCGAGCUUCAGACCACAGUCGAAGAGUUGUUCCAAGUGAAGAUGGACAGGGAGCAAUACCAGACACAGAUCAGAGACCUGCAGGACCAGCUGUCAGAGAUGCACGAUGAGCUGGACUCAGCCAAGAAGUCAGCUGCUGAUGGAGAGAAAGACAUGAUCAUGGCGGACAUGAUGCAACUGAAGGUAGAGAUGCAGGAAGCACUCUUGGCCAAGGAGGAUCAGGAGGAGGUGCUGAGGAGGCGAGAGAGGGAGCUUACGGCCCUGAAAGGAGCCCUGAAGGAGGAAGUGGCCGCUCACGAUCAGGAGGUGGACAAGAUGAGGGAGCAGUAUGAGAAGGAGAUAAGCAAGCUGCAAGCGUCUUUGGAGGAGGCCAAGCAGAGCAGUGCAUCCGCUGUCCGUGAGAAGACUGAAGUGGAGGCAGCCAAGGGUGCGGCAGAGGGCCAAGCAGGACGGCUGACCCUAGAGACUGAGCGGCUUCGCAGGCGGGCACAGGAGCUGGAAAAUGAGGUGGCCAAACUCAACCGCAUCAUCGAUGAGGCCAAACUACAGGAGAGCAGGCUGGGAGACAGAUCUGGCCGACUGGAGAGAGAGAAGAAGCAACUGGAAGAGUCUUUGGCUGAAAUUAAGGAGCAAGAAGAGGAGAUGUCUCGUGCCAACCGAGCAUUAACCAUCCGGCUAGAGGAUGUGCAGAGGAACUUCGCCAAACUGAGCAGUGAACACAAGGAGUUGGAGGAGAGGUUACAAGAAGAGAAGGUUCAGAAGGAGCAGUUCAAGAACAUGAAAAAUGAUAUCGAAGACGAGAGGAGGCUGCUGGACCGUACCAUAGACAAACUUCAGAGGGAGAUGAAUGAUAUUGUGGAGGCGUCACAGUCGUCCACUCGGGAGCUGCAGGAGCAGAUUGAUAUUUAUAAGGAGAAGAACCGUCGGGAGCUGGCCGAGCUGCAAAAGCUUCUGAAAGAGCGAGGACAGGAGCUUGACAAGUAUCUACUGGCCAACAAAACUCUGCAAGAAGAGCUUUCACGACGGGAGGAGGACCUGCGGCAGUGUCAGCAGGAGCGAGACGAGGCUGUGGACAGUGAGAGGACGUUGGACAUAAAGGUUCAAGAUCUGGAGGCGGAGGCCCAGACAAACGCCCACACUAAAGAAGAUAAAUCUCGACACUUGAAACUCAUGGAGGAAAGGAUUGCUCAGCUGGAGUUGGACCUGGAUGAGGAGCGCCACAGUGGAGACCAGCUGAUGGACAGGAUAGACCGGGGAAGAGAGCAGGUGGAGCAGAUGAGGAAUGAACUCCUGCAGGAGAGGGCUAGCAGACAGGACCUGGAGUGUGACAAGAUGGCUCUGGAGAGACAGAACAAAGACCUGAAAAGCAGAGUGUCUCAUCUAGAGGGCUCCCAGAAGUCCAACAAAGAGGGUCUGGUUACUCAGCUGGAGAAUCGUGUACAGGAGCUGGAGGAGAGGCUUGAGGGGGAGGAAAGGGAGCGUGCCAACCUGCAGCUGGUGAACCGCAGACUAGAGAGGAAGGUAAAAGAGAUGAUGAUGCAAGUGGAGGAAGAGCAUCACUCAAUGCAAGAUCAAAAGGACCAAUUGAAUCUGCGUCUGAAGGCCCUGAAGAGGCAGAUGGAUGAGGCUGAGGAGGAGAUUGACCGACUGGAGCACGGCAAGAAGAAGCUGCAGAGAGACCUGGACGAGCAACAAGAAGCCAAUGAGCAGCUCCAGAGUCAGCUCAAAGCUCUGCGAAGUGAAAUCAGGCGUAAGAGCACCUCUGCUCCACUCCUCAACAACCUGGACGAUGACGACGACGAUGACAUCAGCACUGAUGGGGAGACAUACUUCAGCUCAUCUUCAGGGUACAAACGCUCUUCUAGUCAGGACAAUAUGUUGUCCACCUUCACUCUGUAAAUGAACCCUGAGGCCGAGGAUGAAACUGCUUUCUAUGCAUCACUGUCGGACCAAAUGGCUGGAGAUUCCCUCUGAAAUCAACUUAUCUGUUCCACCAGCUUUUGGAAAAACUGUAGAUAUUACACUGAAACAACAUUGUGAGAAUUAAGAGACUCUUCAUCCUAAUGGUUUUAAAUAUUAUUUGAGUUUUUAAGUUCACAUAAUUAUCCUGGAUGUCUGGGUCCAAAUUCUGUGUCCAUUUAAUUCACUCAGUAUUAUUUGAGAUUAUUGGAUCAUAUCCUAAAAGUUUGUUUAACCCGUCCCGUAGAAAUAACAUGUAAAUACUGUUUAACUUGAUAUGUCUACAUUUCCACAUGAAGUCUUACCUGAAAGUCUGUCAACCUGUUCUGAGUUGAUUUUCCUUUGUUAACAAAUGGAUAACACGUGCUUGUUAAUGAUUAUUCUAGCAUUAGUAAACUUGAAGACGCACUCUUUAAUGCACUGUAAAGCAACAAAACCAGUACUGCCUUUGUGAACACUAUGAGGUUAUUAACUCUACUUUUUUAUGCCUAUCAAAUAUCUGAAUAUUAACUUUUGUAUCAUUCAUUUAAAUGAAAUAUAUUUACCUUUUUUUAAAUGAAUGAAGAUCAAAUCCAAAUAUAUGAAGUAAGCAGAGCCAGGGUGUUUUUUUUAAAAUGUAUUCAUAGUUGAAUAUACAAAAUCCUGGCUCAGUGAGGUUUUUAGGGAACAAUAAAUGAGGGACUUUACAUUUUUAUACUGUUUUAUAUCAAUGAAUGAUGGCAAUACAUCCACUGAAUAGUUAUCUACUGUAAUUUUAUCACGUUACUCCUAAUAAUAGUGACAUUACAGUAUUGCUUAAAUAUCUGCUAGGAGACUGAAUGCAUCAUGCCAUCAUGUAGUGAUGCCUUAAUUAACUUUGUCUCUGUCUUUGUCUUUAUGUGAUUAUUGAUUCUGAAUCAGACUUCUGAUCAGUUGCAGUUACAUCCCUGAACAAAGCAGCAGACAAUACCAUUUCAUCUCAGAAGACGUUUUUAUACUGGAAACACUUUGAUUUCAUUUCUAUCUGGUAAUUUUUUUUCUCCUGAAUGGGGCGGUGUUAAUACUAAACAUGCUGAAAGUUGUUUUUUUUGCAUCAAACGUGUAUAUGAAUUGCACCACUGUGUACAUAAGACCUUACAAUACCUGUAAAGACCAUGUCUGGGCCUCCUUUUAAUGUUUCUUUUAACUGAAUGAGGGAGUCACUUCAGAUCAAUUGACAAUCGAUGUUUUGCUACACUGUGAUGAUUUGCACUCUCUCACUAUAUGCCCGAGUCUGAUGCCUGUGGAGGGAGAGUGGAUUAAGACAAAUUGCUGCCACUACCUCUCUGUACACAUUUGUAUGUUCAUAAAUCCUGCUGAAACUAAAAUAAAGUUACUUCCAGU